This is a messenger RNA of Pestalotiopsis fici W106-1, 654 nucleotides long. RefSeq lists its product as uncharacterized. The coding region runs from base 1 to 654 and encodes 217 amino acids. The transcript has a single exon. NCBI's taxonomy places the organism in Eukaryota, Fungi, Ascomycota, Sordariomycetes, Amphisphaeriales, Sporocadaceae. Gene Ontology annotation, molecular function: acyltransferase activity, transferring groups other than amino-acyl groups. The record is from RefSeq and is a predicted model, not a curated record.
AUGUCGCGAAUUUCUUCGCAAUCUCGCAUGCAUACCUGGAAACGAGAUCAAUAUGUCAUCUCAACCGAUUCCUCUUUGGUUCCCAUCAAAAAGAUUGGCGCUGUCUUUGCCUCACCAAUAUUUUAUUGGGCCAAGGCGCUUCCGGAUGCAGUCUUGAAAGAAACAUUGGAGAAUUCACUGUGUUUUGGUCUUUACCAAUCUUCAGUCUCUCAAUCUGGCACCAACCCAGCGGAUCUGAGUUCGGCCGAGUCACGGACAAAUGCAGCUGAAGUUGCGCCUACAGACGCCACAACCGAUGCAGGUCACGUAGCGAGCGAGAAAACCAAACCCGACCUGAAUCUCAUAGGAUUUGCGCGUUGUAUUACCGAUUACACGACAUUUCUAUACUUGACCGACGUUUGGGUUGACGAGCUAUACCAAGGCAAGGGUCUUGGCAAGUGGCUCAUCACAUGCGUUCAAGAGGUCAUUGAGAAGAUGCCAUAUCUGAGACGGAGCAUGUUGUUUACCGCAGAUUGGGAGCGUUCAGUGCCAUUCUACGAGAAGUUGAUGGACAUGACGUUGCUGGAGACUCAAAGAAAUGCCGGGUUGGCCAUUAUGGAACGCAAAGGGUUGGGACAUCCGAGUUACGGAAGUAAUAGUAGCAGCUAUAAUUAA